This is a messenger RNA of Sapajus apella (tufted capuchin), 1194 nucleotides long. RefSeq names its product galectin 3 (gene LGALS3). Lineage: Eukaryota; Metazoa; Chordata; Mammalia; Primates; Cebidae. Gene Ontology annotation, molecular function: laminin binding; carbohydrate binding; IgE binding. The record is from RefSeq and is a predicted model, not a curated record. Gene Ontology annotation, cellular component: nucleus; immunological synapse. Gene Ontology annotation, biological process: negative regulation of endocytosis; eosinophil chemotaxis; neutrophil chemotaxis. Bases 224 to 1045 code for a protein of 273 amino acids. The transcript is spliced from 6 exons.
CGGGAGCGUCCUUGUCGCCCCCGCAGCGGCAGCUCGGGGUGUCUGACAGGAGCGGGGCUCGCCCAGUCUGGUCCGGGGAAAGGCAGGGCUGGGCAGGGGCGUUGCCCCGCCUCGGGAGAGGCGGUCCGGGCGGGGCCGGCGUUUAUGAGGCUCGGAGUCACCACCUCGCCCGGGUCCGCACCUCCUCGCCUGCAGCCGUCGAGAGCAAGCCAGAGAGUGGAAAAUGGCAGACGGUUUUUCGCUCAAUGAUGCGUUAACUGGUAACCCAAACCCUCAAGGAUGGCCUGGGCAGUGGGGGAACCAGGGGGCAGGGGCCUACCCAGGGGCCUCCUAUCCUGGGGCUCACCCUGGACAGGCACCCCCAGGCGCCUACCCUGGACAGGGACCCCCAGGCGCCUACCCUGGACAGGGACCCCCAGGCGCGUACCCUGGACAGGGACCCCCAGGCGCCUACCCUGGACAGGGGCCUCCAGGCGCCUACCCUGGAGCACCUGGAGCUUAUCCUGGAGCACCUGCACCUGGAGCCUACCCAGGGCCACCCAGCGGGCCUGGGGCCUACCCGCCUCCUGGACAGCCAAGUGCUCCUGGAGCCUACCCUGCUGCUGGCCCCUAUGGCGCCCCCGCUGGGCCACUGGUUGUGCCUUAUAACCUGACUUUUCCUGGAGGAGUCAUGCCUCGCAUGCUGAUAACAAUUCAGGGCAUGGUGAAGCCCAAUGCAAACAGAUUUACUUUAGAUUUCAAGAAAGGGAAUGAUAUUGCCUUCCACUUUAACCCACGCUUUAAUGAGAACAACAGGAGAGUCAUCGUUUGCAAUACAAUGCUGGAUAAUAACUGGGGAAGGGAAGAAAGACAGUCAGUUUUCCCAUUUGAAAGUGGGAAACCAUUCAAAAUACAAAUACUGGUUGAAUCUGACCACUUCAAGGUUGCAGUGAAUGAUGCUCACUUGUUGCAGUACAAUCAUCGGGUUAAAAACCUCAAGGAAAUCAACAAACUGGGAAUUGCUGGUGACAUAGACCUCACCAAUGCUUUAUAUACCAUGAUGUAAUCUGAAAGGGGCAGAUUAAAAAAAGAUGGAAUCUAAACCUUACCUGUGUAAAAGCUUAAUGUUCACUGUGAGUCAAAAGUUUUACAUUUAUUCAUCAGUAUCCUUCUUGUAAGUCAUCUACUUAAUAAAUAUUAUGCUGAGUUACUUGU